CGCAGUUCAGAUUCAGAAUCAGAAUAAGAGUUUCUAGAAGAGGUUUAUUGCCUACAGGGUCGUCUAUGUACAGGAAUUUGUCUUGGUGUGUUGGUGCAUAGUGCUAAUAGAGAAAGUUGACAGAAACGGUGACAUUACAGGUUGUUACAAGUGUGCAAGAAGAGAAUAGAUGGAUAUUACAAAGGGAAACCUGGAUGAUAUAUCUCGACCAGCUUCCAGCGAGUCCUCUCGGCCUGGGAGUCGAGUGUCCAGUGUGGUUCUUUCAGAGGGGGUGAGAAUGAUUCCGGACAGGACUGGGGCUCUUGAGGUUCUCAGCUCUGAGCUCACUGAAACUCAGGUUCAACAGAACAUAGAGGAAAAUAUCUUGGACUUCCCAUCAGAAAACAUGGUCUCUGACCAAGAUGUAUCUGAGAAGGAGAAUAAAUAUCUUGAGUUGCAAGAAGCAAUCAUGGAAAUGGAACGUCUGGACAGAAUACUGACUUCCGUGACCUUAGAAGAAGUAGCAGUCAGAAAGGAAGGCAAAGAGCUCCAUCGGCAACUUUGGAAGGAUAUAAAGGAUCACAAUCCUGAAAGUUGUUCAGUGUGCAGUGAAGCAGAAAAUACCAACAACACAUCUAAGGACUGCAGUGAAGAGAUGGACUAUGAACCUGUGUUUGGAACCCAAGUCCCAGAUCAAGGGACUGACCUAAUCUGCAGACCUGAAAAUACAGUUUCUGGGUCAGAGGUCGGAGUACAUGGCAAGUCUUCAAACUCUGUUGAAGUGGGUGCUGAAAUAAAAGAAGUGACCAUGACAGAAAGCAGGCAGCGUGUGACAGUCAAGAACAAGAACGGACAAGAUUUCAUCAAGAAAAACAUUGAGCUAGUCAGUAAUGCAGGGAGCUCGGUGACAUUAACAGAGGAAGAGCAAAAGCGGUUAGAUGAACUCCUCAAGUACAUAGAUGAAGAAUGGGCUUAUUUUGAUCUAACUACAAAAUCAGAGCUAGGCAGUAGUGCAGAAAGCUCGGCGACAUUAAAAGAGGAAGAGCAAAAGCGGUUAGGUGAACUCCUGAAGGACAUAGAUGAAGAAGGGGCUUAUGUUGAUCCAACUCCCAAAUCAGAGCUAGGCAGAAGUCUAAUAAGCUCGGCGACAUUAACAAAGGAAGAGCAAAAACGAUUAGAUGAACUCCUCAAGGACAUAGAUCAUUUUGAUCCAACUGCCAAACCAGAGGAGCAGGGUUAUAGACCCCAAGCAGCUGAACUUGAGCAACUCCUUCACAUUGAUGCCAAACUGCAGCUCUUUCUAAGUGUUGAGGAAUUUAUGUGUGUGCGAAGCCCCUAUGGAUACCCCAGCCUUUCUCAGGUCGAAAAUGCUGGAGAUCUUGGCGAGGGGAUCCUUCGGGAUAUAAAAGAGUCGAAAGAGCAGGAGGAGUGUCUGUGUGAAAUCUAACAGCAGCUGCAGCUCCUCACAAAGAGACAACACCCAGAUAUCCAGACCCAUCUAAGAAAGGCCAGAAGGAUGCCAGUUCGGAGAAAGACCAUAUUAGAAAAUCUGAGAUUUCUUGGAAAAAGAUUUUUAUGGUCUGGCAUUUGGUCUAAAAUCAAAACAAAAUAUGUGGCAAAGAAACAUAGCAGGUAACAUCCUGGUAAGAUCAUUCCUGUGAUUAAGCACAUUAAUGGAACAUUUUUUCUACUAUUGUUACUUUCUCUCUUAUUGCUGCUUAAGCUAGUGAAUGUUUAUGUUUUGAAAUCUUGCUAGCUUCAGAUACUGGGAUCCUGUUGGAUGAAGAAAACUAAAAUGAAAGAGAGAUAAAUAUAAAUGUAAUCUUUAAACAUUGUUUUCCAGAGCAGCUUAUAGACGUUUUUUGGAGUCUAUACCAAAAGCACGUCCUCAUGCUACAGUAGUUCUGUAGGUCAUUGAUUUAUUGGCAUUAAAUUAGAAGAUGAAAAAUAAAACAAACCAAAUCCAGAAAUUAGGACAAAAUAAGUUACAUUUAAUUACAAGAUCACAAAUUGCCAAUGUAUAAACAGAGGUUUCCUUGCCUUGUGUUAACUAUGUCCUGUAUAGAGGUAAUUUUUUCUUCUUUUUUUCAGGUCUAAGCUAAUUUUCUAUUUUCACUUCACCUCACCUGAUUCACACAUAGGUCACUACAUUAUGUAAAUCUGGUUGUAAUUAAUUUGGUUUUACUUAACCAAACACUCAUCUCAUCAUCUCACUCAUUUUGUACUCAAAUGAGUCCUACUGUGCAUGAUAGAAUAGCUGGUACAUCCUAGUUUCUGAGAGAUUACAGUGUGCCCAGUGAGCUUUUC
Molecule: messenger RNA, 2286 nt
Organism: Tachysurus fulvidraco (yellow catfish)
Lineage: Eukaryota; Metazoa; Chordata; Actinopteri; Siluriformes; Bagridae
Gene: fsip1
Product: fibrous sheath interacting protein 1
Exons: 13
Coding region: 170-1426 (418 amino acids)
Source: RefSeq, a predicted model, not a curated record